ACGAUUUUUUUUUUAGUUGAUGCGGAAGCUUUUGUUAUGUUUCUCAUUGAAUUUCUUUUAUGAAUCUUGUUUAAACCCGACUUUAAAACGACAAGCGUUUACUCUCGUUUUACUUUGUAUCGCCAAAGUCGCUCGUCAUUUAAAAGAAAGGACGGAGAUGACUUCAAAUUUACAGAAAGCCAUCAAUCUCGCCAGCAAAGCAGCUGAGGAGGACAAAGCCAAAAACUAUGAAGAGGCUCUUCGUCUUUACCAGCAUUCAGUGCAGUACUUCCUGCACGUAAUGAAACACGAAGCUCAGGGCGAAAAAGCCAAGGAGAGCAUCAGGCUCAAGUGUGCGGACUAUCUGGACCGAGCCGAGCAGCUGAAGGAAUACUUGAAGAAGAUGGAGAACGCUCCUCCGAGCAAACCUGUCAAAGAGUCGGGCGGCAAAGGGAGUGAAAGUGAUGAAGGCGAGGAUUCUGAGAAAAAGAAGUUCCAUAAUCAGCUGUCAGGGGCCAUUGUCAUGGAAAAGCCCAACAUCAAGUGGGACGACGUAGCUGGACUGGAGGGAGCAAAGGAAGCUUUGAAGGAAGCUGUCAUCCUGCCUAUCAAAUUCCCUCACCUGUUCACAGGGAAGCGAACUCCCUGGCGUGGAAUCCUCCUGUUUGGUCCUCCAGGAACUGGAAAGUCCUACCUGGCCAAAGCUGUGGCAACAGAGGCCAACAACUCCACCUUCUUUUCCAUCUCAUCCUCAGACCUGGUGUCCAAGUGGCUGGGGGAAAGUGAAAAACUGGUGAAGAACCUUUUUGACUUGGCACGAGAGCACAAGCCAUCAAUCAUCUUCAUAGAUGAGAUCGACUCUCUCUGUGGCUCCAGGAGUGAGAACGAGAGUGAGGCGGCACGAAGGAUCAAGACUGAGUUUCUCGUCCAGAUGCAGGGUGUUGGGAACGACAACAAUGGAAUUCUGGUUUUAGGAGCAACAAAUAUUCCAUGGACACUGGAUUCAGCCAUUAGGAGAAGGUUUGAGAAAAGGAUCUACAUUCCUCUGCCAGAGGAGCACGCCCGCGCCUACAUGUUCAAACUGAACCUGGGCUCGACGCCCAGCAGCCUGAUGGAUGACGACUUUGUGGCUCUGGGAAAAAAGACUGAUGGAUAUUCUGGAGCAGAUAUCAGCAUCAUCGUGAGGGACGCUCUCAUGCAGCCAGUCAGGAAGGUCCAGUCUGCAACUCACUUUAAGAAGGUUCGGGGGUCUUCCUGGAACAAUCCUGGUAACGUGGUGGAGGAUCUCCUGACUCCGUGCUCACCAGGAGAUCCGAACGCCGUGGCCAUGACGUGGGUGGACGUGCCAGGAGAUAAACUUUUGGAGCCGGUCGUGUCCAUGGCGGACAUGCUGAGGUCGCUGUCCAACACUAAGCCCACCGUCAACGAGCAGGACUUGGAGAAGCUGAAGAAGUUCACUGAAGACUUUGGGCAAGAGGGAUAGGCGUAUGCACUUGAAGCUCCUAAGUAGGUCAACACUGAGCUGGGUUUUUGGGUCAGUAUGAACGUUUACAUACCGGGUGAAACAAGCAAAUCAUAUUGUAACUGAUAAUCUUAAGUCUUAAAUGAAAUGUUAAAUACAUUUGCUUUAAAUUGCAAAUUUGUGUCAAAAGAGAUAUUGUUUAUGGAAACAAAGGUCUCAUCCAAAAACAUGGAUGUCAACACUGAUGGACUCGCACUCACACUCUGCCAACUGUCACCAGUUAACCUUGAUAUGUUUUUGGAUUAUGAUGGAAGAUUCUUAAUUGUGAAUACUAACUGCCCAGAGGCAAGAACACUGAGAUUUAUGUUGCCGAUGGGCAAAGCUGUUACAGGAUGUGCCUUGUUCUGCAUUCCGCGAGCCUUGCCAGCUGUUUCUUAAGGAACAUUUAGGAAAGCAAGUCAAUGAUUGGCAGGUCUGUCAUGUCAAUAGUUCUGCACUACAGCAGGACUUGCAACAGCAUCUGGCUGCAACAGCUGCUUAGCAUCUAGCUUAAAAUUGAUGGACAGUAUACGACAUUGCUCCUUUCAAACAUCAGAGCUUCAACCAUUUAUCAUUCUAAAUGAAUUAUCAUAUUCUCAUUGUGCUAUUCAAUUAUAAUGCAGGUCAUUUAUACAAAGGAUUAGUGGUAAACAAUAAAUAAUUUCUCAGAAAGGGAUGCCUUAGUCUGUUCUUAGUCUGCCAUAGCUUAACUUUGCACUUUUGUUUCUGUCAUAUGUUCUGUGAACAAUAUCUCAGGGUGCAUCAUGAGGUCAACCAGCUUACACACAUCUUUCUCUAAAGAUAGAAUCAACUGUUGGUGUUUCAUUAUUACUACAAUUAAAUUGUUCUCACCGGAAAAUGAAUGUUAAAUUAUGACUGCCAGUCUGGUAGGUUUCUCUUCUUUUUAAGUGUCAUAUGUAUGUCACUUGGUUUGCUGUAUUUAUAAUGAUGCAAAUUUAAAUAAACCAAGAGUCAACAAUCUUUGGGUCACUAUA
Molecule: messenger RNA, 2475 nt
Organism: Synchiropus splendidus (mandarinfish)
Lineage: Eukaryota; Metazoa; Chordata; Actinopteri; Syngnathiformes; Callionymidae
Product: vacuolar protein sorting-associated protein 4B-like
Exons: 11
Coding region: 20-1462 (480 amino acids)
Biological process (GO): vacuole organization; endosomal transport
Molecular function (GO): ATP binding; ATP hydrolysis activity
Source: RefSeq, a predicted model, not a curated record